AUGAAGGCCACCUUUGCUCUCUCUGCCCUCCUGGCCACCGUUGCCGUGGCUCUGCCUACCCCUACCAGCAUCGUCCCUGGUGCCGCCACCAGCAGCGCUGUUAGCACCGUCAGCAAGACCGUCCACAGCGUCCUGACCGUCACCAACCAGCAGACCGGCAAGAACAUGCUGGUUGAGCUUGAGCAGGGCUUCGCUAACCAGCUCACCGGCCUUAACCUCGGCAGUGCUUCCAGCCCCGUUGGCAAGAUCGUCCAGACCGCUGGCUCCCUGUCGGAGCUGCAGAGCCUCACUUCCGGCCUGACUGGCCUCACCUUCGUCACCAGCACUGGCGAGUACGUCCUUGUUGAGCUCGACAACACUGUCGAGGGUCUCCUGGCUAGCCUUGGCCUCUCUGCCGUCGGCGAAGUUGUCGGCACUGUCGUCUCCACCCUUGAGGGUGUCGUCUCCAACCUGAAGCGCUCUGAGCUCAACAACGUUCUGUCCAUCACCGGCCUGAACAACGAGCCUAUCCUCGUCAAUGCUGAGUCCACCCUUACCAACGCUCUCGACCUCUCCGCUGUCAAGGGUACCGUCGGUACCGUUGUUGCUUCCGUCCCCGGUGUUUCCGACCUCGCCUCCAAGGCCUCUGAGCUUGGCCUCCCCACCAACGAGCUUUUCGGUGUUUUGAGCGCUGAUGGCUCCUCCGCUCUGCUUGUCCGUGUCGAGUCCCUUGCUGGUGGUCUCACCUCCACUGUCACUGGCCUUCUGUCUACCCUUGGCCUCGGUGACCUGACCACCACUGUUGGCACCGUCGUCACUUCCGCUCAGGGCGUCACCGCUCUGUAA
Penicillium longicatenatum is the source of this 825-nucleotide messenger RNA. RefSeq lists its product as uncharacterized. The record is from RefSeq and is a predicted model, not a curated record. NCBI's taxonomy places the organism in Eukaryota, Fungi, Ascomycota, Eurotiomycetes, Eurotiales, Aspergillaceae. The transcript has a single exon. The coding region runs from base 1 to 825 and encodes 274 amino acids.